UAAUGUCAGUCGUAUAUCUAAUUUUGUAACGCUAUAAAAUUUAAUUAAUAAAAAAUAAAAAAAAAAUUAUUACAAAAGUUGAGCCUGGAACGUUAAUUUUCAGACAGCUAAACGCAAUAAUCCAAGGCAGUUGUCACUUGGUUAAUGGAAUCUAUUUAGAAUCAAUAAAUAUUUUAUAUUUUCAAUUAAAAGGAUGGCAGAAAUUGCUUGGCCCUGGCAAUACAAUUUUCCACCUUUCUUUACAAUCCAACCUCACUCAGAGACCAGACAGAAACAGUUAGCAGCUUGGGAAGAAUUAAUUGUGCAAUAUUUAAAAUCAUCCAAACAAUACAUUAUCGAUGUAAGAGAAUCACAAAAUACACCAUUGUUUAGCAAUCCAGCAAUCAAUAGAAAACUCUCGCAAGAUGCUGUUUUGACUAUUUUAGAAGAUAUGGCCAGGUGUGGACGAGCUGCUCCCACUGAUAAGACAAAGACAGUAUGGGAAGUGUAUUGGCAUUCAUUGGAUGAAUGGGGUAAUAUGAUAUAUAGCUGGGUUAGUGCAAAUGGUUUAAAUAACUCUGUAUGUACACUUUUUGAGCUAAGGGAAGGUGAAACCACAGAAGGAGAAGAGUUCCAUGGUUUGGAUGUAAACAUAUUGACUAAAGCAUUGAAAAGCUUGGAAGUGAAAGGGAAAUGUGAAUUAAUGGAAUUUGAUGAUAACCAAGGAGUUAAGUUCUUCUAGUUGAUGUGAUUGCUAUUUUAUAUUUUAACUUGUAAACUAUGUAUGGAAAUGUUGCAUUUUGUUAAGUUGUGGUCAUUUUAUAUGUUGAAAUAUAUUGCCUGAGAUUUUAA
This is a messenger RNA of Pieris brassicae (large cabbage white), 831 nucleotides long. RefSeq names its product vacuolar protein-sorting-associated protein 25 (gene Vps25). The transcript is spliced from 3 exons. The record is from RefSeq and is a predicted model, not a curated record. The coding region runs from base 194 to 721 and encodes 175 amino acids. NCBI's taxonomy places the organism in Eukaryota, Metazoa, Arthropoda, Insecta, Lepidoptera, Pieridae. Gene Ontology annotation, molecular function: structural molecule activity; protein homodimerization activity. Gene Ontology annotation, biological process: protein transport to vacuole involved in ubiquitin-dependent protein catabolic process via the multivesicular body sorting pathway. Gene Ontology annotation, cellular component: ESCRT II complex.